Molecule: messenger RNA, 201 nt
Organism: Echinostoma caproni
Lineage: Eukaryota; Metazoa; Platyhelminthes; Trematoda; Plagiorchiida; Echinostomatidae
Source: the annotation of a GenBank genome assembly
AUGCUUACUUUAUCGGUUGAUACAGGAGUCAACGUAUCCGGACAUCAUGUAGCCGCGCUGAGCGCCAGCCCCUAUCCGCCGAUUCUCACGAAUGUGCGACUGGCAUUCAAUGCUUAUGAUGCUGUGAACUUUAGCCUCAUCCGUGGGCCGGCAAUCCUACAGAAUGUAUUGGUACGUAACGCACUUCCCCCCCCCCUUUAG